AUGUUUGGGUGGGGGGGGGGGGGGGGGGGGGGGGGGGGGGGGGGGGGGGGGGGGGGGGGGGGGGGGGGGGGGGGGGGGGGGGGGGGGGGGGGGGGGGGGGGGGGGGGGGGGGGGGGGGGGGGGGGGGGGGGGGGGGGUGGGGGGGGGGGGGGGGGGGGGGGGGGGGGGGGGGGGGGGGGGGGGGGGGGGGGGGGGGGGGGGGGGGGGGGGGGGGGGGGGGGGGGGGGGGGGGGGGGGGGGGGGGGGGGGGGGGGGGGGGGGGGGGGGGGGGGGGGGGGGGGGGGGGGGGGGGGGGGGGGGGGGGGGGGGGGGGGGGGGGGGGGGGGGGGGGGGGGGGGGGGGGGGGGGGGGGGGGGGGGGGGGGGGGGGGGGGGGGGGGGGGGGGGGGGGGGGGGGGGGGGGGGGGGGGGGGGGGGGGGGGGGGGGGGGGGGGGGGGGGGGGGGGGGGGGGGGGGGGGGGGGGGGGGGGGGGGGGGGGGGGGGGGGGGGUGGGGGGGGGGGGGGGGGGGGGGGGGGGGGGGGGGGGGGGGGGGGGGGGGGGGGGGGGGGGGGGGGGGGGGGGGGGGGGGGGGGGGGGGGGGGGGGGGGGGGGGGGGGGGGGGGGGGGGGGGGGGGGGGUGGGGGGGGGGGGGGGGGGGGGGGGGGGGGGGGGGUGGGGGGGGGGGGGGGGGGGGGGGGGGGGGGGGGGGGGGGGGGGGGGGGGGGGGGGGGGGGGGGGGUGGGGGGGGGGGGGGGGGGGGGGGGGGGGGGGGGGGGGGGGGUGGGGGGGGGGGGGGGGGGGGGGGGGGGGGGGGGGGGGGGGGGGGGGGGGGGGGGGGGGGGGGGGGGGGGGGUGGGGGGGGGGGGGGGGGGGGGGGGGGGGGGGGGGGGGGGGGGGGGGGGGGUGGGGGGGGUGGGGGGGGGGGGGGGGGGGGGGGGGGGGGGGGGGGGGGGGGGGGGGGGGGGGGGGGGGGGGGGGGGGGGGGGGUGGGGGGGGGGGGGGGGGGGGGGGUGGGGGGGGGGGGGUGGGGGGGGGGGGGGGGGGGGGUGGGGGGGGGGGGGUGGGGGGGGGGGGGUGUGGGG
This is a messenger RNA of Dicrocoelium dendriticum, 1062 nucleotides long. The record is from the annotation of a GenBank genome assembly. NCBI's taxonomy places the organism in Eukaryota, Metazoa, Platyhelminthes, Trematoda, Plagiorchiida, Dicrocoeliidae.